CCGCAAGAACCAGAGGCCUCUUGGCCGCCUCGAUCGCCCCACGAAGCCCUCAUGAGCACCCCUAAAGGUCGCCAGCGCUACCGAGAAAUGAUGAAUCAGACCUCGCCCUCGCCUUCUCCAUCCAAAAGCGGCAGGGCUCUGGCCUCGGUCAUGGCGCGGUCCGGGGCGCUCCAGGAACAGAUGGAUGACGACGACGACGAUGACGAGGAGACGCUCCAGCUGAAGCUGCAAGAGAUUCAGGCUCGCCUCAAGUUGAAGAGGCUGCAAAAGGCCAAGGAGUCUGCCGCCCAGGGCAGAGCCACAAGGCAUUCCCGCUCAAACUCCGCUGCGUCAAUAAUGCAACCCCAACGCGCAAUUCGCGCAACAACACCAAUGUCGGACAAUACCAAGCCCUCAUCGCAGAGCAUGGUGCAAGUGCCUGCAUCCCCGGUCAGAAAAGUACAGCCUCCGUCGGAUCCCAAAUCACCGAGUAGAGUCUUGUUAGGGAUUGACAAGGGCUUGCGGGCAAAGGAUAUAUCGCUGAAACGUGCCCCGAGCUUUCGGAAAUCAGCGAGUGGCGAUGGAGCGGCGGCCCAGAGAGGCUAUCUUCAGAGAUCCAAGGCCACCAGCCCAUCAGGAACGAGGUCACCCGAGGGAUUCCGGCCGCUCAGUUUUAAUGAGCGGCUGGCGGCGGCGAGGUUGGAGGAGGAAUCUCGCGCUGAGAGGCAAGAGAGGAUAUCAAAAUUGAGAUCCAGUGCAUUUGACAUUGGCAAGGAGGAAAUGGAAGAGUACAAGAAGAACGCCGUCGACAUCCCUGACGAGCCUUUGCAGGCCCCAUCUUUUAGCAGAGACGAGGCAUUUCCCACAUUUACAUCGUCGUUUCCACCGUCAAUUCGCGAACGCCAAAACAGCGUGGCCACGAGUGACGUUUCCACCGAGGAACAGGGCGCCUUUGAGCCUUACUCUAGCAUGCAUCUGUCCAAACGGAUACUACCUCAUCGAGUGGUUGCUAGGCAUGUAUCUGGCAAGAAGGUCUUCAACGUCAAGGAUCUUUUGCGAGAAGUCAAAGCUCCAGACUUUGCCCUGCCAGAGGUUGAGGAAGACAUUGUCGUCUUUGCGAUUGUGGCCAAGAAGUCGGAGCCUCGAGCACACAAGCCUGCCGCGGGAAAGAAUGGGCAGAAGGCGGAGGACCGUGGCAAGUACAUGGUACUGACUCUGGUUGAUUUGGAAUACGAACUAGAUCUAUUUCUAUUCAACUCUGGGUUUACCAGGUACUGGAAGCUUACCGAAGGCACUGUUGUUGCCAUCCUCAACCCCAACGUGAUGCCGCCGCCACCCGGAAGACAAGACACGGGACGCUUCAGCUUGGUCAUAAACUCCGACGAAGAUACAAUCCUUGAAAUUGGAUCGGCCCGCGACUUGGGUUUCUGCCAGUCAAUCAAGAAGGAUGGAGACAUGUGUAGGUCUUGGGUGAAUAAGAAGCGGACUCAAUACUGCGAGUUCCACUCUAACGAAGCCAUUCGAAAACAACGAGGAACCCGCAUGGAAGUCAAUUCUAGCGGAUUCGGCGGUGGUAUUCGUUUCAAGGGGAAAAACUCGGCAGAGGGAUUUGUGCCGGACAAGAAGAAGCCCAACAACUAUGACUGGGAAACAAAAACGCACUGGUAUGUGGCAAAAGGACAUACAGCCGCAGAUCUGAUUGACGGCAAAGACCGAGAUCCUUCGGAUCGAAAGGACAAGGCUGACUUUCUACGACGAACCAUGGAAGCCAAAGAAAAGGAGCGCGAGAUGAUGAAGAAGCUUGGCCAAGUCGGUAAUGCCGCUGGGAAAGAGUACAUGCAACGUUCAGGAUCCCGAAUCGACGCAGGCGGUCCAACCCCCCCUAGCAGCAUGAGCUCGAGCCAACAAAUAUUCAACACAGCCGAUCCCUUUGCUGAGUCUGCAAGGCCAGACCCGGUCACUCUCGGCCUCCUGGACAGGGCCCGAGACAUUCACCUCAGUCCAGUAAAGAGGAAACGGACCGGGAGCGCUCAGCCUGGAUCCCUUACGCGGAGCAACAGCGUCAAUAGCAGUAGCACGACUUACAGCAGGCCGUCUGGCCUUGGAUGGGGCGGCGCGUUAAAGGACAAGCUGUCGAGCAUGAAGGAUGGAGAGAAGCUCAAGCCAGAACAGCCACCACUCAGGAAGAAGACACGGUUCGUGACGGAAAAGGGCAUCCGGGAGGCUGGUCGAGAGAGCUUUGGCAACCUGGCCGAGAAGAAUCUAGCCGACCGGCAAGUUCUUCUUCAAGACGACGACGACGAUGACGAGCUGGUCAUUGUG
Messenger RNA from Trichoderma virens Gv29-8, 2301 nucleotides. RefSeq lists its product as uncharacterized. Gene Ontology annotation, biological process: DNA replication; DNA replication initiation. Gene Ontology annotation, molecular function: single-stranded DNA binding; DNA replication origin binding. The annotation marks the transcript as partial. Lineage: Eukaryota; Fungi; Ascomycota; Sordariomycetes; Hypocreales; Hypocreaceae. Gene Ontology annotation, cellular component: replication fork protection complex; nucleus. The record is from RefSeq and is a predicted model, not a curated record. The transcript is spliced from 2 exons.